Messenger RNA from Doryrhamphus excisus (bluestripe pipefish), 6947 nucleotides. It is a transcript of the gene nfil3, whose product is annotated as nuclear factor, interleukin 3 regulated. Gene Ontology annotation, molecular function: DNA binding; DNA-binding transcription factor activity. Gene Ontology annotation, biological process: regulation of DNA-templated transcription; DNA-templated transcription; circadian rhythm. Gene Ontology annotation, cellular component: nucleus. The record is from RefSeq and is a predicted model, not a curated record. NCBI's taxonomy places the organism in Eukaryota, Metazoa, Chordata, Actinopteri, Syngnathiformes, Syngnathidae.
UACUGACCUACUAACACACUUCCAUGAGUCAGGAGCCAUAGUGGAAGCCAAAAAAUAAAGAGGAAAUGAUUUUCCUUUCGAAAAAAAAUUCAUCGACUCAAAUAUUUCCUGAUAUUUUGCGGCGAUGAAUGCAUUACUUGUGCAAACAGGACACUUCCUGCUAUUUCGUCGUCCAUGAAACGAGAAGACAAAGUGGAAAUGGCAUAGAUGAAGAAUCAGCGCCAGUGUCACAACAAGUUUUGUGAAGAGCAGUCGAUAAUCCAUCAUGGAAGACGUCUUUAGUAAACAUCAGCAUUAUGUGAACAUUUAAAAAGAUCCGAGGAAACUUAAAUAUGCAAUCAGUCAAGCAAGAAGUGGACUGCAGCGAGCCCUAUCGUGGAGGCCAUUCACUGCUGCUGGAUCUGGCCUUAGAAGGGGCUCACAGAGACCCGACGAGCAACCAUGUCUCCGCUAUGCCAUUCAAGGCUAAGACCGCCUGUCGCAGGAAAAGGGAGUUCAUCCCAGAGGAGAAGAAGGACACCGUUUAUUGGGAGCGGCGCCGCAAAAACAACGAGGCGGCCAAGCGGUCGAGGGAGAAGCGGCGUAUCAACGACAUGGUGCUGGAAAACAAGCUCAUGGCGCUGGGGGAGGAGAACGCCUCCCUCAAAGCCGAGCUCCUGUCACUCAAACUCAAGUUUGGCCUCUUGAGUUCGGCGGCUUACGUGCAAGAAUUCCAAAAGUUAGACACGGCCACAAGCGGCGAGCGUUAUCAGGAAUUUGUCACCACCGGUGCUAACCGAGGUUCCUUCGGCAGGGAUUCAGAGCACCAGCGCCUGCGGAGCAGCUGCAUCUCGGUUAUCAAACAUUCACCGGGAAUAUCCAAAGCAUGCACUGCGGCCCAGGGUACCACGGCGGUGAAACAGGAAACCGCGGAGAAUUCCGGAUUCACACAAGACCGAAGCAGUCCCUAUGAACUGCUGAAGAAGUACAUGGCCAGCCCUUUGUCUGGCGUUUACGCUCAACCUGCUUCCUUUCUUCAGAUCACCAGAUCAUCCAGUAACUCUCCAAGAAGCUCGGAUGAUGGAGCCGUGAGCAAAUCAUCGGACGGCGAGGAUGAGCAGCAGGUCCCCAAAGGAUCGGUGACGCUUCUUGGAUCUGUAGCCACGCACAAAGUACCAGAAUCCUGGUCAUCAGCUCUCCCCCACAAACUGCGACUCAAAACCAAGCCCGUCCAAAUUAAAGUCGAAGCCAUCGAUCCAGAGUACGAGUCCUCAGCUAAAUUCUCCUCAGCAGUCAACAUUUCUGAGGAAGCAUGCUAUCAGGCCUCUCGGGAAGACUCCCAGUCCUCGCUGUGUCCUUUGUCAGAACAGGUCACCAACAUGCAAGACUGGAGCCAGCGGUCUGAACCGUGGCAGCAUGGAAGCAGCACAGAACCACUUCAGGAGCACAGCUCUAGUAGCAGGAGAAUGCAGGGUUUUUUUGACAAACCGCCCGGAGACCACGUGUAGAGGGUUCUGCAACAAUGUAGGACCAGGGUCUAUGGAAAAACCCCCAUACGUCACAAGGAGUCAAAUAACCACUCCACCAUUUGCAUGUUUACUCAUUUGCUUACUCAGCACCACUGUGCAUUUUCAAAGAAAUCAUAUCCAUACUUUCAAAACCCUAAAACCAACUGCUAAUUUCACCUCCCACCCAUAUCAGGAAAAGUCAAAUGUACAUAUUUUUAUGACUGAAUAAGAAUUCAGUGAGUUUUAGCGGUAGCAAGGAAUGAUAUUUGUAGCGUUGGAAGGGCUAAGUGUUAGCUUUUAGUUUCUCACGAGUGAUUUCUGAAAUAAUUCACGACAUAUGCUGCGCUAUGCUUGCUGGUUUCCCCAUAUUUGUCCGUUUAAAGCUGCUUUAUGUCACAGAGAUAAGAAUCCCAGUAUGUUACCAAUAGUGGUUCUAAACUGGUUUACAUUGCGGGAAUGUUUCAAUGCAAAUUGUCACUCAUUCAUUUUCUACCAUUUCUCCUCACGAGGGUAACGGUCGCUGGAGCCUAUCCCAGCUGUCUUCGGGCACAUAUAGACAAAUAACCAUUCACACUCACAUUCAUACCUAUGGACAAUUUGGAGUCGCUAAUUAACCUAGCAUGUUUUUGGAAUGUAGGAGGAAACCAGAGUACCCGGAGAAAACCCACGCAUGCACGGGGAGAACAUGCAAACUCCACACAGAGAUGGCCGAGGGUGGGGAAAGACAAAAUAAGAAGCCAAAAAGCUACCACUUCCACACAAAAUAGGAGAACUCAUUCAUUCAUUUUCUACCGCUUAUCCUUAUGAGGGUUGCGGGGAUGCUGGAGCCUAUCCCAGCUGUCUUGGGGGCACAUAUAGACAAACAAGCAUUCACACUCACAUUCAUACCUAUGGACAAUUUGGAGUCGCUAAUUAACCUAGCAUGUUUUUUGGAAUGUGCGAGGAAACCGGAGUACCCGGAGAAAACCCAUGCAUGCACGGAGAGAACAUGCAAACUCCACACAGAGAUGGCCGAGGGUGGGGAAAGACAAAAUCAGAAGCCGAAAAGUUACCACUUCCACACAAAAUAGGAGGAGAACUCAUUCAUUCAUUUUCUACCGCUUAUCCUCACGAAGGUUACGGGGAUGCUGGAGCCUAUCCCAGCUGUCUUGGGGGCACAUAUAGACAAACAACCAUUCACACUCACAUUUUUACCUAUGGACAAUUUGGAGUCGCUAAUUAACCUAGCAUGUUUUUGGAAUGUGGGAGGAAACCGGAGUACCCGGAGAAAACCCACGCAUGCACGGGGAGAACAUGCAAACUCCACACAGACAUGGCAGAGGGUGGAAUUGAACCCUGGUCUCCCAGCUGUGAGGUCUGUGUGCUAACCACUCGACCACCGUGCAGCCCUCAAUGCAAAAUUGUCAAAUAUUUUCUAUUUAAAACUUUUGGCAAAGCUUGACAAAGUAUGUAAGGUGCAUUCACUGACAUUGUGUCAAAACCUGCUUUUAUUUCGUUGCCUCCGCACGCACAAAAUCCUCAGCAUACCGCUCUUAUUUUGAAGGCCGGAAGGUGUUGUGCAUGUGUGUUGAUGUUUGAUACGAGCUGGGAGCCAAGAAUAAACAUGCCUCUCUUGCACGACGUCAGUUAGCAGUAAAUCACAUCAUUGUGUAAACACACGUAACAAACUGAGUAGCAUUCUCUGCUAAACUAAGCUAACCUGGCUAGCUUCCAUUCACCUUCACAUCCUUCAUUCUUCACAGUGUUUCAGGUCGUCAUCUCGUUUAGUUUAGUUCAGGACGGGGCAGGCUGCUUCUGUUUCUGAUGCGAUUGCACCUCAUUGGUCUUUCUGUUAGUAGCUAAACUUUGCCAAAUUGCUAUCAUGAGCUAACGACAAACAUGACGUUUGUGUGUGUGUGCAGGAUGCCCGCUGGCACAGGACUGUGAUUGGACCAUUUCGUUAUGUACACAAAGUGGGAAGACUGCUUUUGACAUACAGCAGCUUUAAGGUUUCAUGGAAUUGGUUUGGUUGGUUAAGGUUAACCCUUCGAUGCACGAGUGACUGGACCCUACACUCUUCCAUAAGUGGCUCAAAAAUCACCCAUACUAGAAUCAAUGCCUUUUUAUGCCAAUUUUGGUUGGGAAUAAUCACUUGUAUGAUAUUUAGUAUUAUAUUUAGGACCACACAAGAAUGAUUUCAUGUUAGAAACAUCUUCAUUUUUCACUUUUUUACAUCUUUGAAAAAGAAAAUGACCCCAAUGACAACAAUAGAAAAUGUGAGGAUCCAUUGUGAGUUGCAUAAAGAUAAGUUAAAAAUGUGAAUGACAUAUCAAAAAAAUGUUUUUUUGAGGAAUACAUGGAAUAUGAAAUGAUAAAAAUUUUUAAUUCAUUAUGAAGAUAUUUCAAGAAAACAACCUGACCGGGUCAUUUUUGACCCACUUAUGGAAGAUUGGCGUAGUAACACAAAAACUAAAAUUUCUUAAAAUGUAUAAAAGAUAAGUUAAAAAUGUGAACGGCAUGAUAUCAAAAACACGUUUUUUGAGGAAUACCUGGAAUAUGAAAUGAUAAAAAAUUUUCAUUACAAAGAUAUUUCAAGAAAACAACCUGACCGGGUCAUUUUUGACCCACUUAUGGAAGGUUGGGGUAGUAACACACAAAAAAAAAACUUAAAAUGUAUAAAAGGUAAGUUAAAAAUGUGAACAGCAUGAUAUCAAAAACAUGUUUUUUGAGGAAUACCUGGAAUAUAAAAUGAUACAAAUUUUUCAUUACAAAGAUAUUUCAAGAAAACAACCUGACCGGGUCAUUUUUGACCCACUUAUGGAAGGUUGGGUUAGUAACAAAAAACAAAAAUCUCUUAAAAUGUAUAAAAGAUAAGUUAAAAAUGUGAACAGCAUGAUAUCAAAAACAUGUUUUUUGAGGAAUACCUGGAAUAUGAAAUGAUAAAAAUUUUUCAUUACGAAGAUAUUUCAAGAAUACAACCUGACCAGGUCAUUUUUGACCCACUUAUGGAAGGUUGGAGUAGUAACACAAAAACUAAAAUUUCUUAAAAUGUAUAAAAGAUAAGUUAAAAAUGUGAAUGGCAUGAUAUCAAUAACAUGUUUUUUGAGGAAUACCUGGAAUAUGAAAUAACAAUUUUUCAUUACGAAGAUAUUUCAAGAAAAAACAACCUGACCGGGUCAUUUUUGACCCUUUUAUGCAUCUACGGGUUAAGCAGUUACCAUAGCAACACAGACUCGCUUUGGCAAGGUUAAAUGAUAGAUUAAAUGUGCCUUUUUCAUGAAUGGUGAAAUGUUGUACAACAACAACUUUAUUUGAAAGCUACAAACAAACACCAACAGGCAGAGCUAGAAACUAAAUCAUUAUAAAUUGUUGUUUCCUAAAGAACAUAUACAUUAGCUUGAAAAAUUAGCUGCAAAAAUUCAAAAUUAUGAGAUAUUUUUUACGAGAUUAAAAAGUCCGCCAAAAAGUUGACUUUUUAUCUCAUAAUCAUGACUUUUUUUUAAUAAUUUUACUUAUCUCAUAGUUUUGUAAUUUUCAUAAUUUUGAAUCUCAUAAUUAUGACUUUUUGUCUCAUAAUUAUGACUUUUAUCUCAUAUUUUUGACUUUCCUAUCUUAUAAUUUCGACUUUUUAACUGCUGAACUAUGGAAGCCCGUUUUCGCCACUGGGAAAAAAGGGCUAUCCCAAUUAUAAGUCAUAACUAUGAGAAAAAUUAAAAAUUAUGAGAUAUUUUUUAUGAGAUUAAAAAGUCAACUUUUUAAUCUCAUAAUCAUAACUUUUUUUCAUAAUUUUACUUAGCAUAAUUUCGUUGUUUUUAUAAUUUAAAAUCUCAUAAUUAUGACUUUUUGUCUCAUAAUUAUGACUUUUAUCUCAUAUUUUUGACUUUCCUAUCUCAUAAUUUCGAUUUUUUAACUGCUAAACUAUGGAAGCCCGUUUUCGCCACUGGGAAAAAAGGGCUAUCCCAAUUAUAAGUCAUAACUAUGAGAUAAAAAUAAAAAAUUCUGAGAUAUUUUUUAUGAGAUUAAAAAGUCCACCAAAAAAGUCGACUUUUUUAUCUCAUAAUCAUGACUUUUUAAAAUAAUUUUACUUAUCUCAUAAUUUCCUAAUUUUCGUAAUUUUAAAUCUCGUAAUUAUGACUUUUUUUCAUAUUUUUGACUUUCCUAUCUCAUAAUUUUGACUUUUUAACUGCUAAACUAUGGAAGCCCGUUUUUUGCCACUGGGAAAAAUGGGCUAUCCCAACGGGAAUUGUACUUAUCUCAUAAUUUCCUAAUUUUAAAUCUCGUAAUUAUGACCUUUUGACUCAUAAUUAUGACUUUUGUCUCAUAAUUAUGACUUUUGUCUCAUAAUUAUGACUUUUCAUCUCAUAAUUAUGAUUUUUAUCUCAUAUUUUUGACUUUCCUAUCUCAUAAUUUCGACUUUUUAACUGCUAAACUAUGGAAGCCCGUUUUCGCCACUGGGAAAAAAGGGCUAUCCCAAUUAUAAGUCAUAACUAUGAGAGAAAAAUUCAAAAUUAUGAAAUAUUUUUUAUGAGAUUAAAAAGUCAGCCAAAAAAGUCGACUUUUUAUCUCAUAAUCAUAACUUAUUUUCAUAAUUUUACUUAUCAUAAUUUCGUAAUUUUCAUCAUUUUAAAUCUCGUAAUUAUGACUUUUUGUCUCAUAAUUAUGUCUUUUAUCUUAUAUUUUUGACUUUCCUAUCUCAUAAUUUCAACUUUUUAACUGCUAAACUAUGGAAGUCCGUUUUCGCCAAUGGGAAAAAAGGGCUAUCCCAAUUAUAAGUCAUAACUAUCAGAGAAAAAUUCAAAAUUAUGAGAUAUUUUUUAUGAGAUUAAAAAGUCCACCAAAAAGUCGACUUUUUAUCUCAUAAUCAUAACUUUUUUUCAUAAUUUUACUUAUCUUAGCUUAAAGCUGGCAAAACAACACUUUAUCGGAACAAGGCAGUGUGGACAAAUGAGUAGACGGUAACAUCUGCCCGCUGACAAAACGACCUGCAAAGCAGAGAAGAAUAAUAAAAGGCAUGACUGUCAAUCAAAACAAGGUAAUACACAUUUGAUCUUUUGAGAAUUAACACGUUGCAUUCAAUGACUUGUUCCCGUUACUCCUGCCGGUCAUUGUUCACCUGCUUUUACGCCAUUUUUGUGCUUUAAUUUCAAAUUUCCCCUCCGCCAUCAAACUUUGUGAACCAUUUUGCCUUAAAGCUGGAAAUCCACCAUGUACAUUUUUUUUAACGCUUAUUGGUUAUUUGUGCAAGAAUGUUGUGACAGCUUUACAUUUUGUGCUUUGUAAGAACAUUAAUUUAUGCUUUUUUUUCGAAUCAUUUCAAGCGACAUCGUGAACAAGAUAGCAGUAUUCGCCACUUGGGUUGGUACUCACGUUACACCAUUUGCUCCAAUGCAUGAAAUACUAUUCCUGUUAUUGCACUUUGUUCAAAAUUGCACUAAUUUGUGUAAGUGCUAGCUUGACGGAAAAUAAACAUUUUGGAUUCAA